AUGCUUCUUCUUGGACUUCUUCUGCAGCUGGGGUCUGCCGGUCAGAUACCAGUGCCGCCGAUAUUCACGCCGUGUACCUUCCCGUCACCCGUUUUUGAGCAACACGAGCAUCGUCUAGUCUGUACAACAAGUUCUCGGCUCCCAUUUAUUUGCGAUCUUCACCAUCAGUUAUCCCAUGCAAAUCUCAACGGUAUAGAGCUAGCAUAUGAGAGAUAUAGGCCUUAUUUUUAUCAAAAUAACAGAACAACGCUCGCUGUACUGAUAGUGCGUCAGUUAGAAGCUCCAACAUCAGCAGCCUCUGUUUAUGAGGAGCAAUCCUACGCUUGCCUUUUUGAAAACGAGUGCAAUCGAGUGGAUUCCGAGGUGGUGCUUGGCUUCGUGAAUAAUGUCAAGAUAUUUAUGAAGGUUUACGCAUGGAAGGUUUACGAGCGCUGGUUCGCUUUGGACGACUCCUGCACACGGCCUAACGUGCUCGCACUGAUGGUUCUUGAUGGUCUCGUCAAUGACGCAAGAAAAAUUCCUUACGUGCGCAUACACACGGGUGAACCUCGCUUACGAUUUGCGCUGGGGAAUAUCGCCAGUGAAGCGAACAACGCCAUAGUGCAAGGAUGGCCUCUCCAGAAAGCUGUUGAGGAUCUGGUUGAUGACAUUGGUCAUGCUUUAAGAGAGUUACAUGAGCUCAGAGGUGGAUUAAGAGACCAUUCAGUCCCUAGGUGGGCCCGGCAUGCUUUUCUCAUUUGCUUUGCUCUCGUCGUGCUAGCCUUAGUAAUCGAAUGGUAUAUAGUCCGUCGAAAACUUGGAGUACAAAAGAAUCUUUUGAAUCCAUUCAAUCAGAAAGUUCUGAAGAGGAACAACGAGAAUCCUUCAGGAAUAACCGAUUCAGUAUAUUUUGAGCAAGACACUUUCCAGAUGUCUUAUUUAAUCUUCCUCUUGCUGCCUUGGGUGACUAGUGAAGUGGCUAUGUACGGGAACACGCCCAAGGGACUCAAUCCGACCCUCUACGCUGAAGAAGACAUGGUACUUCAGCUUGAUGACAACACUUUUAAUGACACUAUUUUUUGUAUUGGAGAGAAAUGCACGUCCUAUUUAGUAGAGUUUUAUUCUGACUGGUGCGGACAUUGCCGCUCAUUCGCUCCACUGUACAAGGCUCUAGCCAAUGAUGUAAAGGGGUGGCAGGAAGUGGUGAAGAUAGCGGCCAUCAACUGCGCUGAUUCUGUGAAUCAUAUGACGUGUCAGGACAAUGGUGUGCAAUUUUUUCCUUACAUAAAGUAUUUUCCACGAAACUCUAGUGAUGCUUUUGGUGGGUCGAAGCUGCGGCCGUACCAGUCUAUGGCUGAAAUGAGAGAUCAGUUGACGAAGGUUGUCAUGGAUGACUACGCCGUCAAUCGUUUCAGCGAUUGGCCAAUUUUCGAUUAUCUUGGAGAUGUCGUCACUUACGGCGAACUCUGGCAGGGGGCUCCUCCGAGCACCCAGCACAUGGCCAUUAUCUUCGAAAAUCAUCAGUCGAGCUUAACGGGAGCUCAGCUCUUACUAGAUCUGCACCAGCAUAGAAAACGUCUCCUGGUGCGUCGCUGCCUGAGAAAUCACCCCUUGGCAGACGCUCUUCACCUUACUGAUUUUCCAUCUCUAGCGAUCUUCAAAAGAGGAGAAAAAAAGCCCGUCCUAGUCGCCGAGCUUCGCAGGCUGUUGCUGACUGAACUGGAAAAUUUCCUCAGGGAUCCUUCGCAGCAAGCCGUUCAGUUCCACACCCGCAAGAACAGAACGCGGUCCUGCGAUAGUGACCCUGAGAAAUGUCGUGCUCUUUACUACGUUUCUGAGGUGGACAUGCUCAAAGCAGUGCGAUAUGCCCUGUUUCGAGAGACAUCACGGACGAAUGCUCCGCUAACUGGUCAAAACCUCACUGCCCUCCAUGCUUUUGUCAAUCUUCUGGCCGAUUAUUUUCCUGUCACGACUUCUUAUGGCAACAACUCUGUCCUUGAUCGUUCUACCCGGGCUGUGAAAGUAUUUGCACGACUUCGGGACUAUCUCGAAAAUCGUGGAUUAGACGCUACGAUCACCCCUGAUGAAUGGCAGAGGCAGUUCAUCACAGCUGAGAAAACUGAGGGAGACCCAUUUGCCGUGAAUUCUGAUUGGGAACACUGCAAGGGUUCUACUGGGCAGUUUCGAGGGUACACUUGUGGAUUGUGGAUCACCUUUCAUGUCUUGACCGUUUCUGCGUACAAACAAGCCGAAGAACGGUUAACCGACUUCAAACCACUAGAACCGCUCCAGGCAAUUCGCGCGUGGAUCACAUCGUUCUUUGGUUGUCUACACUGUCGUGAACAUUUCCACAAAAUGACCACUGCUACAUUUCCAAUGGAAGCUCAAGUGAAGAGUCCGGAAGAUGUGAUCAUGUAUCUAUGGCGGGCGCACAACAUCGUGAAUGCGCGCCUUCACGGUCGCGACACUGAGGAUCCACAAUUCCCGAAAGUCCAGUUUCCUGCUCAAUUUCUAUGCUCAAACUGUACCACCAAUGGUUCACUUGCGGAACAACAAACACGAGACUUCUUGGUUGACUACUACUCACACAUCAGGCCAUUUCAGACUCCUAAGUUCCUGAAAUGACUUCUUCAUCAAGAAAGAUGCAAAUUUCCUACUUGGAAAUGACAAAUAUUGUGAUACCUUGUGCAGAAGCAGAGAUCUUUGUAUGUUUUUACGGAUCUUUCAGGUAUUACAAGCACUGCGUUUGCUUUCCAUUCUCUGCCACUGGCUAUUCAACAUGCCAUGCUUUUACAUAUGGUCUCUCGUUUUACCAUCAUAAUCUCCAAUGCGGCUAU
Cylicocyclus nassatus is the source of this 2816-nucleotide messenger RNA. The record is from the annotation of a GenBank genome assembly. NCBI's taxonomy places the organism in Eukaryota, Metazoa, Nematoda, Chromadorea, Rhabditida, Strongylidae.